Molecule: messenger RNA, 1905 nt
Organism: Struthio camelus australis
Lineage: Eukaryota; Metazoa; Chordata; Aves; Struthioniformes; Struthionidae
Source: RefSeq, a predicted model, not a curated record
AUUGUCUGGAAAUAGGAGGUACCCUGCUCUCCCAAGAGGACAGCCUGGAACUAGACUUCAGAAAGCAGGAACGUGAACAUGUACUUUCUGAAAUCAGUGGCAAUUCCUAGAGUGGCUACAGUAGUAUGAGGAGUAUCUGUCUAAAUGGGUCCAGUCAUGCCUCCCAGUAAGAAGCCGGAGGGCUCAGGAAUUAGUGUUCCCAGCGGACUGAGCCAGCGUUACCAAGAUAGCGAUCUAUCAAAGGCACUUCACGAUGAUGAGGACCUAGAUUUCUCUUUGCCUGCCAUCAGAUUAGAUAAAGGGGCCAUGGAAGAUGAAGAACUAACUAAUUUGAACUGGUUACACGAAAGCAAGAACUUGCUGAAAAGCUUUGGGGACUCGGUCUUAAGAAGUGUUAGCCCAGUUCAGGACAUCGGUGAUGACACGCCUCCAUCUCCUGCUCACUCUGACAUGCCCUACGAUGCCAAGCAGAACCCCAACUGCAAACCUCCUUAUUCCUUUAGCUGCCUCAUAUUUAUGGCCAUUGAGGACUCGCCAACCAAAAGACUGCCUGUAAAGGAUAUAUACAACUGGAUCUUGGAACACUUUCCAUAUUUUGCAAAUGCACCCACUGGAUGGAAAAAUUCUGUGAGACAUAAUCUAUCCUUGAAUAAGUGUUUUAAGAAAGUGGACAAAGACAGAAGUCAGAGUAUUGGAAAGGGGUCCUUGUGGUGUAUAGACCCAGAAUAUAGACAAAAUCUUAUUCAGGCUUUGAAAAAGACACCCUAUCACCCAUAUUCGCAUGUGUUCAAUACACCUCCCACAUCUCCUCAGGCAUAUCAAAGCACAUCAGGUCCACCCAUUUGGCCAGGAAGCACCUUUUUCAAGAGAAAUGGAGCCCUUCUACAAGAUCCUGACAUUGAUGCUGCCACUGCCAUGAUGCUUUUGAAUACUCCCCCUGAGAUACAAGCAGGUUUUCCUCCAGGAGUGAUACAAAAUGGAGCUCGAGUUCUGAGUAGAGGAAUAUUCCCUGGAGCCAGGCCAUUGCCAAUCAACCCUAUAGGAAGCAUGGCUGUCGCAGUAAGAACUGGUUGGAAAUCUUUCAAAAUGAAUGGAAUAACAAACUGCCGGAUGCGGACAGAAAGCGAACAGUCGUGUGGCUCUCCAGUUGUUAGCGGUGACCCAAAGGAGGAUCACAACUACAGCAGUGCCAAAUCUUCCAACCACAGGAGCACAUCGCCUGCUAGUGACUCCAUUUCCUCUUCCUCUGCUGAUGACCAGUAUGAAUUUGCAACUAAAGGUAGCCAAGACAGCAGUGAAGGAAGUGAAGUUAGCUUCCAGAGCCACGAGAGCCAUAGUGAAACAGAAGAGGAGGACAAAAAGCAAAAUCGGAAGGAGACCAAGGAUUCUUUAGCUGACAGUGGGUAUGCAUCCCAGCACAAGAAAAGGCAACAUUUAAUGAAGGCGAAAAAAGUACCAAGUGACACACUGCCUCUUAAAAAGAGACGUACAGAAAAGCCCCCUGAGAGUGAUGAUGAGGAGAUGAAAGAAGCAGCAGGAUCUCUCCUGCAUUUAGCGGGAAUUCGGUCCUGUUUGAACAACAUCACCAAUCGGACGGCAAAGGGGCAGAAAGAGCAAAAGGAAACCACAAAAAAUUAGAACAAAUCAAUGAUUUGUUUGAACUUACAAAGUUUUGUUUCAGCACGUCAGGUGAAUUCUAAUGAUUUGUGGCAAUAUCAGCAAUUUUUUCUUUUUCUUUUUGUUUUUCUUUUCUAUUUGUUUUUAUUUCUUUUUUUUUUUUUUGGACCCUUGAGAUUUUUAUUUUUAAAGGAGAUUGAAGCCAUAGAACUCAUACUGACACUCAGCUAAUUUACAAAAGCUUUUCAUUACCUGAAGACAAAACGUUAACAAAAAAAAAAAAAAAAA